Molecule: messenger RNA, 1938 nt
Organism: Drosophila persimilis
Lineage: Eukaryota; Metazoa; Arthropoda; Insecta; Diptera; Drosophilidae
Gene: Ir68b
Exons: 1
Coding region: 1-1938 (645 amino acids)
Source: RefSeq, a predicted model, not a curated record
AUGGUGGAGUCACCGGUCGUUUUACUGCUGCUGCCAAUAAUUUGUGUGGCCUCCCAUUCUUUAUCUGCAGAAUGGAGGCUGGCUAGGAUGAGCUGCCAAAUCGUCAUCCAGCAAGCCACGCAGGUCACCUACAUAUAUCGAUGUGUGAGUUGCUUAGGUGCCGGCACACCCGAUCAUUUGUCUCUGGAGCUGGAGCUGCAUCGAUGUGUGGGCAGUCAAGUGGGCACAGUGACGCGCGACAUUGAGAGCCACGAACUGGAGCCCUUGCGUCGGACAGACAGCAUGAGCAUCUUUCAUAUUCCCGCAGGCCGCGAUGGGGAUGGCCUAGUACGUCGUAUAAUCGAUAUGCUAAAUCCGCGACAGCCUCGCAGGCACCUCCACAAAUAUAUCUUCCUGUGGCCCGGCGCCAAUCUUGAGCAGCUGCAUUCCCUCUUCUCUGGAUGCUGGGCGAAGCAGUUGCUGUUUGGGCUGGCGAUCACUCGAGUGGAUGACGGAAUCUUUGAUUUUGACCCCUUUCCCGAGGGUGGGCUUCGGGUGAUGCGGCACCGCGACCACGCUGCAAGCUACUCCGACAAGCUGAGGGAUCUGCGGGGAUUCGAGCUGCGCUACUCUAUGUUCACGGAUCCUUUGAUGGCUAUACCGAUACCACCGGUGGCCAGAUACGGAUACAGGGCAGUCGAUGGCGUGGCAGCCCGCGUGGCCGCACAGAUCCUAAACGCCAAUGUAACCUACGUCCUGCCCGAUGAUAACGAGUCCUACGGACGCUGCCUUCCCAAUGGAAGCGUUACCGGCGUGGUCAGAGAUCUCAUCAGCGGCAAGACGCACUUUGGGCCCAACUCACGCUUUGUCCUGGACUGCAUGUGGCCGCAGGUGGAGGUGCUAUAUCCACACACGCGGAGGAUGCUUUACCUGGUGGUGCCAGCGUCGGACAUUCAGCCGGAGUACCUGAUCUUUCUGCGGGUCUUUCGUCGGUCCGUGUGGCAUCUUCUGUUGGCCAACUUCCUGCUGGUUGUGCUUUUCUUCUGGCUGUUGCAACGAUUGCAGAAGUGCGUGCCACGGAGAUGGGAGAUGGGGCGGGGAUUCACCUUCGCUCGUUGGUAUGAGAUCGUCGAGACGUUUGGCAAAACCCAUUUGGGGGAACCUGUCGAAAGAUUCUCGCAGAUCAGCUCGAUGCGGGCCUUCCUCAUGUGUUGGAUUCUCUUCAGCUAUGUCGUGACAACCAUUUACUUUGCCAAGCUGGAGAGCGGCUUUGUCCGGCCCACAUACGAGGCGCAGCUGGAUAAUUUGGACGGACUUUCUCGCCUCAAUGUGCGCAUCUAUGCGGUGACCACCCUCUUCGAUGCGGUCAAGUCCACACUGUCGGAGCGCCACUACGACUUGCUAACCAGUAGGAGCAGGCAACUACCAUUGGAACUCACCACCUCCUAUUACCAGCUGAUAGUGAGUCGCAAGGAUAGGCGAUCCGCUUUUAUAAUGAGGGACUUCCAUGCGAGGGACUUUCUGGCCCUCACCUACAAUGCCCAGACGGAUCGUCCCUCCUAUCACAUUGUUAAGGAGUACCUCAGAUCCAUGCUGUGCACAUAUAUUAUGCCGCUGGGAUCGCCAUUCCUUUACAAAUUUCAAUCCCUGUACACGAGCUUUCAUGAGCACGGAUUCUACGAGCAUUGGCGCCAAAUGGACUUGAUUACUAGGGAUGGGACAUCGCCCAAUGCAGAGGAGUUUUAUGAGGAGUUGGGCGACCAAACGGAUACGGAUCCUGCUGUAUCUGACGCCGUAGGCAAUCGCCGAAAGAAACAUGUGGUUCUAACGUUGGAUGUAUUGCAGGGGGCUUUCUAUUUGUGGUCGCUGGGAAUUGCAUUGAGCAGCUUGGGCUUUGUGCUGGAGCAUGGCUAUUUUUUUUGGAAAAAACAAACUGCAGGAUUAACAGAAACCGUAUAA